Molecule: messenger RNA, 1653 nt
Organism: Fusarium verticillioides 7600
Lineage: Eukaryota; Fungi; Ascomycota; Sordariomycetes; Hypocreales; Nectriaceae
Exons: 1
Coding region: 1-1653 (550 amino acids)
Source: RefSeq, a predicted model, not a curated record
AUGCACUUUUCAACAAUCAUUUCUGCUUCUGCCUUUGCUGGUCUGGCGACUGCUUCUCCGUCGUUCUUUCGAAGAAAUCCUCCUGCUGAGGAGGCUGCGCCCGUGGCGUGCGAGCCGGUCACUGUUCAUGAGACGGUCCAUGAGACGGUGCAUGUGACGAUACCUGGGGAGGUUGUUCAUGAGACGGUUCACGAGACUGUUCAUGUGACUGAGGUUGUGCACCAGACCGAGACGGUGCAUGCGACCGUGACGGAGGUUCAGCAUGUUUCUGUUGAGAAACCAGUCACAGUCAUCGAGACUUCGAUCGUCCACCAAGAAGUCGAGAAGCCUGUUACAGUCAUCGAAACGGUUCACCAAACGAUCGAGCAACCCGUUACUGUAGUUGAGACUUCUGUUGUUCACCAGACAGUUGAGCAGCCUGUUACAGUCAUUCACACCCAGCCCGUCGAAGUCGAGGUCGAAAAGCCAGUCACAGUUAUCGAGACUGUCCACCAAACGAUUGAACAACCAGUUACAGUUGUUGAGACAUCUGUUGUACACCAGACCAUCGAGCAACCUGUCACAGUCAUCCAUACCCAACCGGUCGAGGUCGAGAAGCCUGUUACAGUGGUUGAGACCUCAGUGGUUCAUCAGACAAUUGAACAGCCAGUCACCGUCGUUCACACUGUACCUGUUGAGGUUGAGAAACCUGUAACAGUGGUUGAGACUUCUGUCGUGCACCAGACAGUUGAACAACCUGUCACCGUCAUCCAUACACAGCCCGUGGAGGUUGAGAAGCUCGUCACAGUGAUUCACACCCAGCCAGUUGAAGUGCCAGUUCAGGUACCAGUUACAGUCAUUCACACUCAACCAGUCGAGGUACCUGUUGAGAAGCCCGUGACUGUCAUCCAUACAUCCGUGGUCGAGAACAUAGUGGUCCAUACUUCAGUGGUCGAAGUCGAGAAGCCUGUCAAUGUCGAGGUACCCGUCACAGUUGUGCACACUCAAGUCGUUGAGAAGCCGGUUCAGCAGAUCCACACUGUUGAAGUUGAGAAACCCGUCGAGGUUGUUCACACGGUUGAGGUAGAGAAGCCCGUGCAUGUCACUGUGAUCCAGACAGUCACCGAGCACGUCGCUGCUCAACCCACUGCUCAUCCCGUGGAGGCUCCUCAAGAGCAUCCUGUCGUGGUCAUUGAACAGCCCGAGCAUGAAGCACCAGCCCACGAAGCGCCCCCCCAUGAAACAGUCGUCGUGGAGGCGCCUGCAGCGCCUCACGAGACCGUUGUAGCUGAGCAUCCCGCCGCGCCUCCAGCUCACGAAACACCAGUUGUCGUCGAACACCCUGCUGCGCCUGUAGCACCAGCUCAUGAGACGUCUGUCGUCGUAGAGCACCCAGCAGCACCAGUCGCGACAAUGGGCCACGAAGCGCCUGCUGCCGAACAUCCUGCUGCACCAAUAGCGACCAUGGCGCACGAGGCUCCAGCAGCUGAGCAUCCGGCUGCACCUCAACCCGCGGAGCCUCAUGAGGGUGCAGGAGAGAUGCCUAUCGCCGAAGCGGAAGCCCUACAGCAUCCUGACAUCCCUGUCCUUCUACCCUCUGGCGGAGUGUCGGGUAAGAAUGCUACAGUGGCGCCGACAUAUCCUGGCCGUCGCGCUAUUGUCCGCAGAUGGUGA